Molecule: messenger RNA, 756 nt
Organism: Glycine soja
Lineage: Eukaryota; Viridiplantae; Streptophyta; Magnoliopsida; Fabales; Fabaceae
Exons: 2
Coding region: 1-756 (251 amino acids)
Molecular function (GO): nucleic acid binding; RNA-DNA hybrid ribonuclease activity
Source: RefSeq, a predicted model, not a curated record
AUGCUGAACUACACCACUUGGUUGGUGUCCAAAAUUGAUCCAAUCAAGUACAUCAUUGAAAAGCCCGCUGCCACUGGAUGGAUCUCUCGGUGGCAGGUUCUACUGUCGGAAUUUGACAUUCUUUAUGUCACUCAAAAGGCGAUAAAGAAGAGUGUCUUGGCAUAUUACCUGGCUCAACAGCCCAUCAAUGACUACCAGCCUAUGCAUCCAGAAUUCCCUGAUGAGCACAUCAUGACCUUGUUCGAGGAGGAAGUAGAGGAUGAAGAUAGGGACAAAUGGAUUGUGUGGUUUGACGGCGCGUCUAAUGCACUAGGCCAUGGAGUUGGGGCGGUUUUUGUUUUCCCCGACGAACAAUAUAUACCUUUCAUAACUAGGUUGGGUUUUGAUUGCACAAACAAUAUAGCUGAGUAUGAGGCGUGCGCCCUUGGGAUCCAAGCGACAAUUGACUUCAAGAUCAAGUUGCUCAAGGUCUACAUCAGGAAGUUGAUAGAAUUCUUUGAUGACAUAUCCUUUCAUCACAUUCCUAGAGAGGAGAAUCAGAUGGCCGAUGCCCUUGCCACUCUAGCGUCCAUGUUCCAACUAACCCCGCACGAGGAUUUUCCGUACAUCGAAUUCAGAUGUCGUGGAAAGCCUACGCAUUGCUGCUUGAUAGAAGAAGAGCAGGGUGGUAAACCUUGGUACUUCGAUAUCAAACAAUACAUCGAAGACAAGGAAUACCCACAGGAUGCCUCUGACAAUGACAAGAGAAUGUUGUGA